AUGGCUCACAGACCAAAAAGGACUUUUCGGCAACGCCGAGCCGAUUCCAGUGACGGUGACGGCAAGGAGUCGUCCUCAGAACCCGGGGCGCCGCAGGAGCAGUCGGCCCCGAGUCCUGCGGAAGAAGGACCGUCUCCAACGGUGGUCACACGACUGAUCAGAGGCCGGCGCCCUCGGGGCCGAGUCUGGGCGAGUUCCCGGCGCGCCACGAGAGCAGCCCCCAGCGCAGGCAGUGACUCUAGCGACCAUGGUGACCCCGGAAGCGAAUCCAGAACAAAUGUUUUCUCAACUGAUGAAGAGGGUGGAACACAUCACUCCUCAGAAAGUCAGGAUGAUCAGAGUUCAUCUUCCAUCAACACUAGCUCUCCAGAAGAAAAGGAAUUUUCAUCAUUAGUUAGAAUCCCUGAUGCAGUAUUCAUUCAGGCAGCCCGCAGAAAACGUGAGCUAGCCAGGGCCCGAGAAGACUAUAUUUCUUUGGAUGUAAAACAGACUUCCACCACCUCUGGUCUAAAGAGCUGUGAUGAAGAUUCUGAGAGUGAGCCUGAUGCCAGUGAAGAAAGAAUACCAUUUACCCCAAAGCCUCAAACACUUCGACAAAGAAUGGCUGAAGAAGCAACAACCAGAAGUGAAGAAAGUCAAGAUGAUGAAAAUCAAGAUGUUUGGGAAGAGCAACAGAUGAGGAAAGCAGUUAAAAUCUCAGAGAUUAACAUUGUUACAGGAUACUCACCGUUCACACCUGAGGGAAUAUGA
Chrysochloris asiatica (Cape golden mole) is the source of this 750-nucleotide messenger RNA. Its product is annotated as GC-rich sequence DNA-binding factor 2-like. The transcript is spliced from 5 exons. Gene Ontology annotation, biological process: mRNA splicing, via spliceosome; spliceosomal complex disassembly. The record is from RefSeq and is a predicted model, not a curated record. Gene Ontology annotation, cellular component: nucleus; U2-type post-mRNA release spliceosomal complex. Bases 1 to 750 code for a protein of 249 amino acids. Gene Ontology annotation, molecular function: DNA binding. NCBI's taxonomy places the organism in Eukaryota, Metazoa, Chordata, Mammalia, Afrosoricida, Chrysochloridae.